Molecule: messenger RNA, 2457 nt
Organism: Drosophila takahashii
Lineage: Eukaryota; Metazoa; Arthropoda; Insecta; Diptera; Drosophilidae
Gene: Ir62a
Product: Ionotropic receptor 62a
Source: RefSeq, a predicted model, not a curated record
UUGGUCAAACAGUUGUGGGUUUUCUAUAUUUUAGAGGGGCACCGGUUGAGAUGUCAGUAGGAAAGUGAAUUCCAAGCGGAAAUGUAUCUCCAGUUCCUGCUUCUAACGCUCUUUUUGGGCUAUCAAAUCGAAGCCAAGGAAAGCUUUGUCAGGCCCUCGCAUCUCGCACACUUUCUGGACAGGAUUGGACGAGUGCAUCGCCUACAUGCCAUCACCAUAGUCCACAGCUGGGAAUCGGUUAGUCCCAGCUUUCUGGAUGAUUUGCAUCGUGGACUCAUGGGGAAUACAAGCAAUCACUUUUAUUUGCUGCCCCAGAUGACGGCUUCUAAUGGCAAGGAGACGCAGGUGCGCUUCAGUCGGCUGCAGGAUGAGGAGACGCUGUACUUGGUGUUUGCCAGGAAUGCCAAAGAUCCACUGAUCGAAUGGCAUGCGAAGAGAGCCCGCGGAAGACGCUACUCCAAGACCAUGUUCUUGAUUAGAAAGCGGGAAUCUCAAGAGGAACUUGAACACUUUUUCCAGCUCCUCUGGAAACUGCAAUUCCGCUCCGCUUUGGUGGUGGUGGCUGCUGAGAAGUUCUACCAAAUGGAUCCGUAUCCCGAUGUGCGAGUGAUCCGCAUGCGAAGCCUGUCCUCCUACGAUCCGCAUCAUCUGUUUCCUCCUGCAAAUCGCAGGAAUUUCUGGGGCUAUCGGAUACGCAUGCCCGUUCAGCAGGAUGUUCCAAACACCUUUUGGUACCGGAACCUCAAGACGAAAGCCUGGGAACUGGAGGGACUGGGCGGCAUCCUGAUCAGCCAGCUGAUGAAGCAUUUGAAUGUCACCAUGGAUCUUUUUCGUUUUGAGAUCAACGGCUCGAAUGUGAUGAAUAUGGGCGCUCUUAUGGAUCUGAUUGCCGAGGGAAAGGUGGAGUUGAGUCCGCAUUUAUAUGAUACCCUACAUCCGAACAACGAAGUGGACUACUCCUAUCCCACGCAGGUGGCUCCGCGCUGCUUCAUGAUCCCCCUGGACAAUGAGAUAUCGAGGAGCCUGUACGUCUUCCUGCCUUUUAGUUUCCCUUUGUGGUUGUGCCUGCUUUUCACCCUGCUCCUCGUGCAGUUUGUCUAUGUGAGAAGACUGAUGCCGGAUGGGCAACUCUGGGGUAUACUGGGAGUACCAGGAGCUGGAGGUUCACCCAGAUGCAGGAAGCGGAAAUCAGGCAGAGGCCUUUGCACCUUUCUAAUUCUCAGUGGGAUCUUCACACUCGUCCAAUCGUACAGCACCAAACUCACCUCCUUUCUGACUGUCACCCUUACAAGGAAACCUGCCAGCAGCUUGGAGGAGCUCUUCCAGCUACCCUACAGCAUCCUUGUGCUGCCCUCCGAUGUGGAGGCCAUUGUGGCUUCCCUCGGUCAUGCAGAUCAGUUUGCCCGCAAGUUUAGCUUCACAAUGAUAGAGGAUUUCGAUGAGAAGAGGAUAGCCAUGGAUCCCGAGUACAUCUAUCCCAUUAGCAACAUCCGUUGGCGUUUUUUUGAUCUGCAGCAGCGCUUUCUGCGCAAGAAGCGUUUCUACUUCUCAAGGAUUUGCCACGGUUCCUAUCCCUAUCAGUAUCAGUUGACUGUGGACUCGCAUCUCAAGGAUGCAAUGCAUCGCUUCUUGCUCCACGUUCAGCAGGGCGGUCUGCAGGAUCUUUGGCUGGAGACCUGCUAUAGGAAGGCCCAUCGCAUGGGCUAUCUGAAGGACUUUUCCACCCUGGCGGAGCUGGAGGAGAAGCUAAGGCUAAGACCUUUGGCUCUAAAUUUACUGGUGCCCGCUUUUAGUCUGUUUCUGUGCGGACUGCUGGGCAGUGGGAUUGCCUUUCUGGUGGAGAUCCGCCAGAGCUUUGGGUGCAGACAGAAGCCACCGCCCACUAACUCAAGUAGUAGCUCAUUCUAACCAACCGAAAAAAUUAAAAUACAUCCUAGCCGAAAUAUAAAUCUAAUCCAAUUUUAUGUAUGAUUCACAUUUAAACCCCGCCACGAAUGACAAAUCGGAUCUCUCUAACCAACGAAUCGAAAUUUGCAACCCAUCAUUUUGUAUCGAAAACCCAUCGAAUCGAAUCCAAAACCAAACAAAAAUCCACACACAUCCAUCGGUCGUUUAGUCAAGCAUCUGAGGCCGAUCGUCGAGGGCGAGCAUCAUCAUCAUCUCGGAAUGGUCGAAAUGGUCGCAAUGGAGCCACUCGGGGAUGUAGAUCCGCCCACCGAAACGGAGGCGGGCGGCGGCGGAAGAGGAAAGAUCAUCAUAGGUUUGGACUAAAUACAAAUUCACCACCUUUGAACUCUGUACAAAAAGCAUUAGCGAUGCAUCCAAAAAAAAAAACACACGAGCACACACAAAAACACACCUGCAACCACAACACACAAAACACGAGUUAGAUAUUAGAUUGGUUUUUAAGAUCCUUGGAUCUGUAGUUUUGGCGUUAAUGUAGAUGUUGCUGCUUUA